Lontra canadensis (Northern American river otter) is the source of this 1334-nucleotide messenger RNA. RefSeq names its product serpin family B member 5 (gene SERPINB5). NCBI's taxonomy places the organism in Eukaryota, Metazoa, Chordata, Mammalia, Carnivora, Mustelidae. The record is from RefSeq and is a predicted model, not a curated record. Gene Ontology annotation, molecular function: serine-type endopeptidase inhibitor activity. Gene Ontology annotation, biological process: negative regulation of endopeptidase activity. The transcript is spliced from 7 exons. The coding region runs from base 109 to 1236 and encodes 375 amino acids.
CUCGCCUCUGCCCCACAGAGGGUUGCUCCUGCAAGGUCCUUCCACGGCCCUCACUUUCCUUUUCCCUUGCCGGGCAUUUUCCAGGAUAGCUGUGACUCCAGGCCCACAAUGGAUGCUCUCCGACUGGCAAAUUCAGCCUUUGCGGUUGACCUGUUCAAACAACUGUGUGAAAAGGAGCCAGCAGGCAAUGUCCUCUUCUCUCCAAUCUGUCUCUCCACCUCUCUGUCCCUUGCUCAAGUAGGCGCCAAAGGGGACACGGCAGAUGAAAUUGGACAGGUCCUUCAUUUUGAAAAUAUCAAAGAUGUACCCUUUGGAUUUCAAACAGUAACAUCGGAUGUGAACAAACUUAGUUCCUUUUACUCUCUGAAACUAAUCAAACGGCUCUACGUAGACAAAUCUCUGAACCCCUCUACAGAGUUCAUGAGCUCUACGAAGAGACCCUAUGCAAAGGAAAUGGAAACUGUUGACUUCAAAGAAAAAUUGGAAGAAACAAAAGGUCAGAUCAACGAGUCAAUCAAGGAUCUCACAGAUGGCCGCUUUGAGAACAUCUUGGCUGACAACAGUGUCAGUGACCAGACCAAAAUGCUCGUGGUUAAUGCUGCCUACUUCGUUGGGAAGUGGAUGAAGAAAUUUCCUGAAUCUGAAACCAAAGAAUGCCCGUUCAGAAUCAACAAGACGGACACCAAACCUGUGCCGAUGAUGAGCAUGGAGGCUACGUUCUGUAUGGGCAACGUUGAUGGUAUCAACUGCAAGGUCAUAGAGCUUCCCUUUCAAAACAAACACCUCAGCAUGCUCAUUCUGCUCCCCAAGGACGUGGAGGAUGAGUCCACAGGCCUAGAGAAGGUUGAACAACAGCUCAACUCAGAGACGCUCUUGCAGUGGACCAAUCCCAGCACCAUGGCCAACACCAAAGUCAAACUCUCCAUUCCAAAAUUUAAGGUGGAAAAGCUUGUUGAUCCCAAAGCUAGUCUUGAAAACCUAGGGCUGAAAAAUGUCUUUAAUGAGAAUACAUCUGAUUUCUCUGGAAUGUCAGAGACCAAGGGAGUGGCCCUCUCCAAUGUUAUUCACAGAGUGUGCUUAGAGAUCGCGGAAGAUGGCGGGGAUUCCAUAGAGGUGCCUGGAUCGCGAAUCCUGCAACACAAGGAUGAGUUCAAUGCCGACCACCCAUUUAUUUACAUCAUCAGGCACAACAAAACGCGAAACAUCAUUUUCUUUGGCAAGUUUUGCUCUCCUUAAGUGGAGAGCCCAGGUUAAGUCCCACCUGACUUUUCUGUAAACUCUGCAUCCAAAGAAUCACUUUCUAAAUACAAUAAAUUGUUAAUAUUGCUGGGUCA